CGUCUCCGGCCUCUCCAGCCAUGGCCCUCUUCCACCGCUGGGCCACUUACCUGCAGGAUCCGGAGAAAGUUGCCCGUUUCCAAAGGCUGUGUGGCGUGGAAGCUCUCCUGGAUUGGGGGUCUGGCGCCUCCGAGGAGAAAAGAGGGCCCGACGUCUUCUUGACCAACGGGAGCUGCCCUGCAGAUGGCGAAGGUGACGGGAGACACCGGCUGCGGGGUGCCGGGGACGUUGGGGAGAAAGGCGAUGGGUGUCAUUCGAAUGGCAUGAAGAACGGGGUGGUUUCCGGGGAAGCAGAACCCCAGCAGGCUCCUCUGGAGGAAGGGAAGCCGCAGGGUUGGGGGGUGAAAAGGCAGCCCCGGCGGAACUCUCUGACGGGGGAAUCCAUGCCCCAAGCUUUCAGGAUCCACAGCCGCUUCUUCUACUAUCUCUUCACCCUGGGCACGGAGCUGGGCAAUGAACUCUUCUACAUCCUUUUUUUUCCUUUCUGCAUCUGGAACAUGGAUGCCUGGAUGGGCAGAAGGCUCAUUAUCAUGUGGGUCUGGGUCAUGUACGUGGGCCAGUGUACCAAGGACGUUGUCCGCUGGCCGCGGCCGGCCUCUCCGCCGGUGGUGAAGCUGGAGGUCUUCUACAACUCCGAGUACAGCAUGCCCUCCACCCAUGCCAUGGCUGGCACUGCCAUCCCUCUGACGCUGGUUCUGCUCAGCUAUGGACGGUGGCAGUAUCCAGUGUUAUACGGACUGGUUCUUGCUGCCUGCUGGUGUUUACUGGUUUGCUGUAGUCGAAUAUAUAUGGGGAUGCAUUCAAUUCUGGAUGUUAUCGCUGGAUUCCUUUAUGCUAUUCUCAUCCUGGCCAUCUUCCUUCCAGCUGUGGACCUAGUCGAUAACUUCAACUUAACCUACAAGUACGCGCCACUAAUCAUCAUCAGUCUUCACCUUGCCCUGGGGGUUUUCUGCUUCACCCUUGACACCUGGAGUACAUCACGGGGGGACACCUCUCAGAUCCUGGGCUGUGGAGCUGGAGUUGCUUGUGGCUCUCAUAUGAACUACAUUCUGGGUCUGAUGCCAGACCCUUCCCCAGAGAUGUUUCCCAUGCCAGUUCCCUCCUUCACCGUGACCAUCCUCGGGAAAGCCAUGCUGCGGUUGUUGAUUGGAGUGGUUAUUCUGUUGCUAAUCAAAACGGCCAUGAAGAAGGUCACCAUCCCUCUGGCCUGUAAAAUCUUCCGCAUACCUUACAGCGAUAUCCGACAAGCCCGGCAGCGUAUGGAAGUAGAACUGCCUUAUCGUUAUAUUACCUAUGGAAUGGUGGGAUUCACACUCAUGUUCCUGAUUCCUUCCCUGUUUUGCCUGAUGGGGCUUUCUUGA
Molecule: messenger RNA, 1361 nt
Organism: Euleptes europaea (tarantolino)
Lineage: Eukaryota; Metazoa; Chordata; Lepidosauria; Squamata; Sphaerodactylidae
Gene: SGPP1
Product: sphingosine-1-phosphate phosphatase 1
Exons: 3
Coding region: 21-1361 (446 amino acids)
Biological process (GO): sphingosine metabolic process; phospholipid dephosphorylation
Cellular component (GO): endoplasmic reticulum membrane
Molecular function (GO): sphingosine-1-phosphate phosphatase activity
Source: RefSeq, a predicted model, not a curated record